Molecule: messenger RNA, 3884 nt
Organism: Biomphalaria glabrata
Lineage: Eukaryota; Metazoa; Mollusca; Gastropoda; Planorbidae
Exons: 15
Coding region: 194-2332 (712 amino acids)
Biological process (GO): heterophilic cell-cell adhesion; homophilic cell-cell adhesion
Cellular component (GO): adherens junction
Source: RefSeq, a predicted model, not a curated record
UGUUGCUAAGCUAAUUGCAUCACUAGCUUCUGUGCCUUCUACCAUGUUAAUGUAGGCAACAUGAAAACUGAAAAUAAAUAAUAAUAAAUAAAUUAAUUGUAAUGUUUAAACAUCGGCAAAAAAAUAUGAACAGAGCUAGUUUAUCAAUUUAGGCAUUAAAUUUAUCUACAGUAAAGUCCUAAAACUACAUAGCAUGAUGCUAUCAGUCUUGGUAUACCUAACAGUAACAGUAGUGCUACUGCACUGUGCAACAGCGGCGGAUACAGUUCAGCCAUUUAUUUACUCCCUAUCGAAUAUGUAUGCGGAAAAAGCGAAUGCAACAUUAGUAUGUUCUGUGAGGUCGUCCUCCUUGCCCAUGUUUCAGUGGACCACUACCAAAGGUCGAGUCAGCGGCAAAGCAGUGACAAGAACAAUGCGAGACGAUGAUGGCACCACCUAUUAUGAAAACUUUUACAACUUCAAAGUCUACUCCACUGAUAAUGAUGCUAAAUUCACUUGUAAAAUCAACCUUGAAGGCACUGCGUACACUUCAGAACCAUUCAAACUGUUUGUCGUAGUGCCUCCCUUGAUUCCAUCUAUUACUGGACCAGCCUCUGUUUUUGAAUCGAACGCCAAAUAUACAUUUCAAUGUGAUGUCAGAGGUGGGACAAUGACGGCACCCACUGUGGUGUUUAGGUACGAAGGAGAGGAGAUUGCAGACGGUAUCAAUACUAACAUCACUGUUAGAAUAGGAUCGAAUGGCCUGGAACUACAGGUGUCCAAAGUACUCCGAACGAAAAUUCCCAGGGACGUCAAGCUGUACGUGUUAGAGUGUGAGAGCACCACGGACUUUGCCGACACUGCUGCAACAAGGAAACAAUACAAACAAGUCGUGGUUUACUGGACGAAACCAAGGACUUAUCCUAACUCCGCCGAGGAAAGGGUCUACGACACAGCGCAUAAAGUUCUCAUAAACUGCACAAUGCGAGCCGAUGAUCUCUCUUCAAUACGAUGGGAAUCUGGUUAUUUAAAGAGCGAGCCAGUCACGACCCUGAAGGGAUCGUAUUUUGAGGAGGGGUCGAAAAUGUUUUGGUCAGCACAAAUCUUUGCCAUCUCUUCCAACGACCACGAACGGGAAUAUGUUUGUGUGGCUACAAACAUUGCCUUGGUUGAUAUACGCUCGGACCCGAUACGAAUUCUCGUCUACAAUGCUCCGUUGAUCCUGAGUGUUGAGCUAACUCAAGGAGAUCCUUUUGAAGAACGAGAAGUGACCUUCACGUGCUUUACCGUGAACGCCAGCUGGGACAAACCUCUUGUGGAGUGGUUCGACGAACACAACACCUUACUGAAAGGGGAUCGGUUUUCAAGUUUCGACACACGAACUGUUCCGAACAACCUGUUGAUGUAUGACUUUAGGGGCCACAUAAAUGUGACGCUGCCCAAAGAGCAUAUGAUCUUUAUCCGGUGCAGAAUGUAUCACCAAGCCGGCAACUUGAGUACCUCCGAUACUAAAACCCUGGUUACGCGAAUAAUGUGGAACACGCCUAAGAUUGUCCCAAGCGCCAACAUCCCUUACUACAUAAAGAAAGGAGAUGAGAUGAAAAUUACCUGUAGUAUGAGCUACACGGGGAGUAUUAGUAUCGAUUGGGAAUUGGAGUACAAUGUAACAGAGCCUAAAAUAGAAAAGAGUACUGACAUGGGAAUAACGGAAAAUUGUACAGAAAACUGUGCGACAGAUUCGAGCGGCAUUCAACUGUAUUGGCAGACCUUGUCGUAUAUAACAAAGUUGGACGACAACGCCAGGCAGUUCCGCUGUCGGAUAAAAACAGAAGUAGCCGAAUUAAGGACAGAGACUUUAAUAGUCUUUGUGGUCCAGCCCAUGGCUUCUCUUGUCAUUUUGGGACCAAGUCUUGUUGUUAAAGGAACCAAACAGACGUGGACGUGUAGAAUUGCUGAAGCCAGUAUAACCUUCCCUAUCGUUACAUGGAGGCUGAAUGAUGAUGAUGGCGUGCCGACUGAUGCCCAGGUGGUCCGUAGUGUAUUUACGGUGGAUAAACCUUAUAUGAGCUACGUUCACACUGUCACAAGCAACCUAACGAUGACGCUAACCCGAGACAACUUUACUCACAAUUUGAGAUGCAUCGCCAUCCACAAAGUAGCUUCAUACUAUGAUGAAAAAUUUUCCGUUUAUGCCGUCACUGUGACUGCAAGUAAUACUAACCAAGCGGGUGCCAACUUGAAUACUCUAAUGGAAUCCAAAAACAAUAGCGAUGUCAAUGGCGCUGAUCCCUGGAUGCUAUUUGUCAUCUCCAUCCUGUGCCUGCUCUCUUUAUUUAAGUUUGAAACACUCUGAAAGUGGAGCAUGAAAAAGACCUGCCACUUUUUUUGUUUUAGUAUUAAAUACAUGCAGUUGAAUAGUAAUGAAGACAAUCGAUUAGGUCUAUCUUAGAGAUUAUUUACAUAGGCAAUGUUUCUCGGGACACAGUUACUUGCAAACACACAAGAGGCUACUAUUCUAGUUAGAAUUCAGGCCUACAAAUGUAUCUUAAUGCACCGAAAGGUAACAGCUGGUUUCAUUGGAUAGUUCUGUCCAUUGUUCUUUAAUGUUCUUUUUUUUUUACUUCAUCAAAAAUAUUGGUGAAAAUGCAUACAAUUAUCUAGGUGGAGAAACAAACAAAAACAGAGCAUAUGAGAUCAAAAAAAAUAUUUAUGUGAACAGACAGUACAUGUUGUAUUUAAAUUCAUUUUCGCCAAAGCUUGUUAAAUCUACGCUUGAUUUAGAGUGUGCUUGGCAGAGGCAUGCACUUCACUGGUAUGGAAUGGUAGAAGAAGACCCAUCCCCUAAAUGCAGAAAAAAAAAUGGUUUAUAUUGUCAAACACUCUUCCAGUAUUAACUCUUUCUGUCAUUUAGCUCCCAUAGAGCCCCCCCCCCCUUAUGUAUUAACAACAUUAUGAUACUGAGGAAGCGUGUUAGUUAGCCUAUUUUGGAUAGCGGCCUAUUUCUAGUUCGUGGAGUCGUGACCCAAGUAAUAUAACUUUUUUUUUUAUUCUUAGUGCCUCUAUUCGUAAUCUCUUUAACCUGUAACAAAAUUAUCCACACAAAUUACACGUAAAAGUUGGUAACUGUGCAAGGUACUUAAGGGCAUUGGCCGCUAGAUAAAGGGGCCACAACUCGGCAGUUAACAAUGAGACGUUAUUCCGUUUCUAUAACUUAGUCUUUUCCCCCUCUGUUUAAACAAUUGUUCGUUCAUUCAUUUCAUAUUGGUAUAAACCCAACCAUUUUACUGGGUAGUGAGGGGGGGGGGUUCUAUAAUGAAACAAAGUGUCAGUUUUAUAUCUUGCACUGUAUCACAUGGACAACUAUAGACACGUAUACCUCUAUUUGAAGACAGAUGGAUUUUGCUUAGCUUUUAUUUUAUAUAUAUAUAUAUAUGUCCUCACGUUUUUUUUUUUUUCGCCUCGAAUGUCAUUUCACGUCUGCUCAUCUCAACUUCCUGUUCUUUCUUAUUCUGCCAUCGUCGUUUUUAAUGCUCGCAUUUUUCUCCCGAGCACUUCGAUCCUCGUCGCAUCAACGAGUUUAAAAUAAACGCACACUUCCCUGAAAAGUCUUAGGGCUGUAUUGUGGUCAUGUUAUGAAGGCGUAUUCACUUUUACCUGAAGGAGCCGCUAAUAUAGACUGUAAUUGGUUAAACGUUUAAAAGUGAUCAUCGCGAAAACAAAAAUCUUAUAGAACAAUUAGGCACCAAGGGCCAUCACAGUUUGUAAAUUCAUAAUCACAAUGUUGUAUAUAUGAAAUAGCGUACAAACCUUACUGAGCACAAAUAAUUACUUUGUAUACUAAGAAAAUGGUGAAUGGUCAAAGAAUUUGCAACAGCUAGAGAAAAAAUAAAAAAGCAUUCAUUUGA